ACAACUUUCUCCUGAUAAGUAUAGCUUAGCUUCUCUGUUACUUUACUCAAGUAGAAAAAGAUGUCGAUAAUUCCAAUCAACGAUCGCCGGCGAUUUUCUUCCGGCGAUAGAAUCUGGGAGCCACUCGAACUCAUGAGCUCCUUCUUCGACUUUCCAUCACCAUCCCUCCUGCUUUCUCGCCAUUUUCCUUCACUUUCCCGAGAAAUUUUCCCAUCCUCUGCUUCAUCCACCGUCGAGACGCAGCUCAAUUGGACGGAGACACCUACGGCUCACGUUUUCAAGGCUUAUCUUCCGGGAACGACUCAGGACGAAGCGAUCGUGUUCGUGGACGACGAAGGAUUUCUCCAGAUCUGCACCGGAGAUAACAAAUUCAUGAGCAGAUUCAAGCUUCCCGAAAACGCCAUGACGGAUCAGGUCACGGCUUGGAUGGAGGAUGGGUUCCUCGUUGUGUUCGUCGCGAAAGAUGGUACUUCUUCGCCGUCACGGCCACCGGAGAUCGAGGAGAAUCGCAACGUUAGGGUCGUGGAAAUCACCGGGGAAGAUGAUUGAUUAAGUCUUAAACACUGGCCGAGAUCGAAGAGAUGUGUGAUAAAUAACCUGAGUAAUCACGUAAUUACUUUGUGAUCUUGUAUAAAGUCUCGUAUGUUUGAAAAAAAAAACACUGUGUGUUCAUAUUCGUCUGUAAAAAACUUUGAUUUGAAUGAAAUAGAAAAAUUUGCAAAAAAGGACC
Messenger RNA from Eutrema salsugineum, 730 nucleotides. Its product is annotated as 18.5 kDa class IV heat shock protein. The coding region runs from base 61 to 549 and encodes 162 amino acids. Gene Ontology annotation, biological process: protein complex oligomerization; response to heat; response to salt stress. Lineage: Eukaryota; Viridiplantae; Streptophyta; Magnoliopsida; Brassicales; Brassicaceae. The record is from RefSeq and is a predicted model, not a curated record. The transcript has a single exon.